UCCCGUUCCGGGCCGGGAGGCGGCUCCCCCGGCGGGGACCGGAGCUGUCGCCGCUUUUCGGCCCCGCAGCGCAGCCCCCGAGCACCGGCGGGGCGGGGGGAGCAGCCCGGGGCCCGCAGCCUCGCCGCCGCAGCGGGGCGGGAGCGGGGCGGGGCGGCGGCGGCCCCUUCCCUUCCCUUCGCUCUCGGCGCCGGGCGGAGCGCAGCGGGGCCGGGACCCCUCCCCGCCGCCCCAGCAGGCUGCCUUUCUCAGGGAGAGGUCACAGAUGGCAGAACUACGUGGAAGAGAAGUAUAAUGGCAAAAAUGGCAGAAAAAUGAACCAAACUUCCUAAACUUCAGAAAACUCAAACAAAUGCUGCUUCUUCUCGUUCCUACCUGCUGACCACACCAGGGUGGCCAUGACUCAACCCAGUUUCUAGGCACUGAGGGACAGAGGUGGUGAGAGACCUGUCUCAGGGUGAGGCCCUGGGACGGCACUGAUGGAGAGCGUGUACUCGGUGGAGCCAGCACCAGAUGGUGCUGGCCCCACAUCACUGGACAUGCUCAGCUUUCUGGAUGCCCUGGUGAACAGCACAGAAGAGCAAUGCUUCAGUGCCCACUCCCGCAGCACCGUCCUGGAAGGACUACCAUUUGGUGGUGUGCCCACCGUGCUUGCCAUGAACUUCAUCCUCUGGCUGCUUCUCCUCCUGAUCUUCUCCUGCCUUCGGAAAGCAGCUUGGGACUAUGGGCGCCUGGCAUUGCUGAUGGACAAUGAUAGUUUGACAUCGCUUUUCUAUGGAGAGCAGAGUGAGAAGGAGAAGUCUCCGUCAGAGAGCAGCCCCCUGGAUGCCGACAACAAGGAUGUGGGAUUCUGCUCCUGGCUCAUUUCUAUCUACCAGAUGAAGGAUGAGGAGAUUCAGAGCAAGUGUGGGAUCGACGCCACCACCUACCUCUCCUUCCAGCGGCACCUCCUGGUCCUGCUUACGCUGGUCUGUGUGCUCUCUGUGGCUGUUAUCCUGCCCGUCAACUUCUCGGGGGACCUCCUAGGACACAAUCCCACCCACUUUGGCCGGACAACUAUCGCCAACAUCCCAACACAGGACCGUCUCCUGUGGCUGCACAGCAUCUUCGCCCUCAUCUAUUUCAUCCUCACUGUCCUGUGCAUGGCUCACCACUCUGUCCACCUUGAAUACAGAGAGAACGAGAAGGUUGCCCGGACACUGAUGGUUACCCACAUCCCCAAGGAGAUCACAGACCCUUCCCUUAUCAUCAAGCAUUUCCACGAGGCUUAUCCCAGCUGCACUGUCACCAAUGUCCAGUUCUGCUUCGAUGUGCGCAAGCUGAUGAAGCUGGAUGCGGCGAGGCGCAAGGCAAUGAAAGGGCGACUUUACUUCACCACCAAGGCACAGAAAGAGGGGAAGAUCAUGAUCAAAACUCACCCUUGCGCCCGGAUCUUCUGCUGCCGUUUCUGUGGCUUUGAGCAGGUGGAUGCCGAGCAGUACUACGGGGAGCUGGAGGAGAAGCUUACGGACGAGUUCAAUGCUGAGCGCAACCGCAUCACGCUGAAGCGGCUCGACAUGGCCUUCGUCACCUUUCAGGAUGAGCGGAUGACGGCUGUGAUUUUGAAGGACUACAGCCACAUCCGCUGCCGCAAGCACCCCCAGCAGUCCUCUGUCACCACCGUGGUUAAGUCACACCACUGGGGCGUUUGCUAUGCCCCUGCACCCAGCGAUAUCAUCUGGGAGAAUUUAUCAGUCCGUGGCACAUCCUGGUGGGCGCGAUUCAUCCUCCUUAAUAUCUGCCUCUUCGUCCUUCUCUUCUUCCUUACCACACCAGCCAUCAUCGUCAACACUAUGGACAUGUUCAACGUCACACAGCCUGUGGAGAACCUCAAGAACCCCAUCAUCACCCAGUUUUUCCCCACGCUGCUGCUCUGGGCCUUCUCUGUCUUCCUGCCCUUCCUCGUCUACUACUCAGCAUUCUUGGAGUCACACUGGACAAGGUCAAGUGAAAAUCAGCUCACCAUGCACAAGUGCUUCUUCUUCCUGGUGUUCAUGGUCAUCAUCCUGCCCUCAUUGGGGCUGAGCAGUCUGGACCUUUUUUUCCGAUGGCUGUUUGACACCCACUUUUUGGACGAGGCCAGUAUCAAGUUCCAGUGUGUUUUCCUCCCAGACAACGGCGCUUUCUUUGUCAACUACGUGGUCACCUCCAGCCUGAUUGGGACAGCAAUGGAGUUGCUGCGCAUCCCAGGCCUCCUUGUCUACACUGCCCGCCUCUGCUUUGCCAAGUCCGAGCCAGAGCGGCUUCAUGUCAAGCGGAGCCAAGCGUACCAGUUUCAGUUUGGGUUGGAGUACGCCUGGACCUGCUGUAUCUUCUCUGUCGUCAUGACCUACAGCAUCACCUGCCCCAUCAUUGUCCCCUUUGGUUUGCUCUACAUGCUGCUCAAGCACAUGGUUGACCGGUACAACAUCUACUAUGUGUACAUCCCCACCAAGCUGAACCAGCGCCUCCAUGUUGCUGCCAUCAGCCAGGUCAUGGUGGCCCCCAUCCUCUGCAUGUUUUGGCUGCUCUUCUUCUCUGUCCUGCGCCUCGGUCCUACCCGCCCUGUCACCCUGUUCACCUUCGUGGUCCUCCUCUCCUGCAUCAUCUUCUCCUUCUUUGGCCUCUGCCUGAAGAAGCUACAGCCACGGAAACCCUCCAGCUACCAGCCUCCCUCUCCCCAGAUGUCUGACCAGUCUGAGGGAGCCUUCAAUGAUGUGGAGCGGAGCAGCGUCUCCUCCACCCCCAACUCCAACCUCUUUGUGGCCACUGUUCUGCAGGAGCCUGAGCUGAGCCUGACACCAGCGGCCUCUCCGGCGCACCAGUCCUACGGCACCAUGGGCAACCACCUGGAGCCAGCAGAGGACGUGGAGGACGGGGGGCUGCAGAGCUUUGAGACAGAGCUUGAGACAGUGGAGGGCGAGUACAGGAGUGGCCCCGUGAUGGAGAGCCAAGCCCGCUACCAGUGAACAUCCCCACCAGGGCGAGGACCAGCCAUGCUGAGAGUGGAGGACAUGCUGGGGGGCAGGAAGGAGCCUUCCCAGCACUGGUGGGGACCACCUCGCUCAUGGGGCAGGGAGAUGACAGGACUGAUGUGAGGGGGAGACCCUAUUGCAUGGGAGGUGGUGGGAGGCUCUGCCGGUCGCUCCCGCUGCCUGGACCUGCUCAGCCCUGCACCCCCCACCUCCUCCCCAUCCCCCUCUGUCCCCCCCUGCCUUUUCCAGUGCAUCAUGGGGAAGAGGAGAUGCAACAGUGUGGGAAGAGGGUCUCUCUGAGAGGCCGUGCUUUGGGGGCAAAAGGGAGGUCCUGGACCCUCGGUGAGGGGGAAGCACCUCAAACAGCUUAGCCAAAUGUGCCCGCUGCCACAGUGUCCUGUCGGUCCCUACUGGCAGAGGACAGCCGCCCCUAACCCUUGCUUCCUACCCUGACCACUCACUGCUUGCAGCACCCAUUCGGCUGCCUCCCCCGGUGCCAGCCAUGCAGACUCCUGCCAUCCCCACUGCUGCCCCCAAUGCUUUGCCCAUUAAUGCAGGGACUGCUGAGACGUGCGUGCUUUGGUGGAGGAGGUGGGUGUCCAGGGCUACUCCUCGAUCUGCCUGGGCACCAGCAGCCCACCCCGAGGCAGGCAUCAUAACACAAGUCCAACUCUUCUCCGCAUCCCUUUGCUGCUGCUACUGCAUCAUGCCUGUGUCCUCCGGAGGAGUCGGAAGUUAAGGGAUAAGUGUGGUUACUGGUAGUGAGGGCAGUUCCCCAUUAUCCUGGUCCCUGCACCCCAAUCUGGCAGCAUCCUCUUCAUGCUUGCACUUCCCCUGGGGCUGGCCAUGAGACCCUGCAUGGCUCUGUCCUGUUGCAACAGAAAUGGAGGGGAGGGGCUGGCACGACCUCAGGUCCCGUUCCACCACAUCCAGCCCUGGGAUGCUGCCCCAGCAGCCACACUGCCUCCUGAGUGCAAUUCCUGCUGCGGUCAGCAUAAAUGUGCCAGCAUCCCUCAGGUUUUCUAGCUCAUCCACAGCAGUCAUGGAAGCCCCUGGGGAUGAGGACAGAUCUUUGCCAUCCUUGGCUCCUGUGCCACCAGGUUAGCCUGCCUAGGCGUGCUGGCUUCUCACUUGGCCCUGCUAUGACCUCGGGUCCUAUUUUCCUAUUUCUGAUUUUCCUGCUGGCUUGAGAGCAAUUCUAGUCACCAUCCUGGGGCCAUGUAGCAAGGGGAGGGAUGAUGAUGUAACUGCCAGCAGCCGGGCUGCUGGCAUGGGGAAUGCUGCUGUGUGAAGGCAGAGGCUCGGCCAUGGGACCACUCAGCAUUACUGCUGCUGCUGGGAGUGGGGGCACGGUGUGCCAGUCCUGGCUGGGAGGAGUGCUAAAAGGCAGCCCAGCAGUGAGCUGUGGCGCUCUUUUGGACUCAAGUGGGCCGUGGGACACCCCCAUGGGGCUAGUAGGUAUCAGGUCAGCCAGCUGGCAGCCCUGGGGCCCCCAUCCCAGCCACACUUCCGCAUGCUGGGGCAAUGGCUGCAGCAGGGUAGAUACUUAACAGUUGCUUCAGGGGGCCUUGAGCUCAGGUGCUCCCUCCCGACCUCAAAAAGCACCCGGGGUUGGGGGGCUCCCUGCUCAGGUGCCCUCAUGGACACCCGCAGCACCGCUGCUGCCCUCGCUGCCUGCUCUGGAGGCAGCCCCAGCCAGCGUCGGGGGGAUGCUAGUGAUCUCUCUCCAGGUGGAAGCAAAUGCCUGCAAGCGGCACCAUGUCCUUGGGAGCUUGGGCUGCUGGUCCGAUUGCCCUUGGCUGCCCCACUGUAGGAAUGUGCCAGAGGUCUGUACCUUCUCGUGAUUUAUUGCUAUGACCGUGCCUUGAAUAAAAUGACUU
Messenger RNA from Cuculus canorus (common cuckoo), 4873 nucleotides. RefSeq names its product transmembrane protein 63C (gene TMEM63C). Gene Ontology annotation, molecular function: calcium-activated cation channel activity. The transcript is spliced from 25 exons. Bases 480 to 2987 code for a protein of 835 amino acids. Gene Ontology annotation, cellular component: plasma membrane. Lineage: Eukaryota; Metazoa; Chordata; Aves; Cuculiformes; Cuculidae. The record is from RefSeq and is a predicted model, not a curated record.